AUGGGGUUUAUACGCUCCGCCGUGCUUUCGGCCCUCACAUUUGCCGUGGCAUGUCGUGGCCUGGCCACGCCUGGAUCCGAGGCUGAACCCUCUGUAGAAAAGCGUGCUUCAAGUUAUUGGUAUGAAAACAUUGCCCAUCAAGGAAUUGCGCCAUUCGCCCCCAGCGGCUACACAGUGUUCCGCAACGUAAAGGACUAUGGCGCAAAGGGUGAUGGUGUUACCGACGACACGGCAGCAAUUAACAAUGCCAUUCUGUCGGGAGGUCGAUGUGGCAGACUCUGCACAUCCAGCACUCUGACUCCGGCUGUGGUAUACUUUCCCGCUGGGACAUACGUGAUCUCAACGCCCAUCAUUGAUCAGUACUACACCAACAUCAUUGGAGAUCCGACCAACCUGCCAACCAUCAAGGCGACCGCAGGCUUCAGCGGCAUUGCCCUCAUCGAUGGUGAUACUUACUAUGGCGAUAAUGACCCGAACAAUCCCAAUUGGAUUUCAACCAACGUCUUCUACCGGCAAGUACGCAACUUCAAGCUCGACAUGACAUCUAUUCCAACUUCUGCGCCCAAAAUCUAUGGUAUCCACUGGCCGACAGCCCAGGCAACAAGCUUGCAGAACAUCCAGAUUACGAUGAGCACAGCGUCUGGAAAUAACCAAGUCGGUCUUUUCAUCGAGAACGGCUCCGCUGGAUUCCUCACUGAUAUGACCUUCAACGGUGGCUCGAUUGGUGCUGCUAUCGGCAAUCAGCAGUACACAAUGCGCAACUUGGUAUUCAACAACUGCGGGACAGCCAUUGUCAGCGGCUUCGAUUGGGAGUGGGUUUACCAGGGCAUUACCAUCAACAACUGUGGAUUGGGCAUUGACAUGACGGCCGCCGAGUCCAUCACUUUGAUCGACAGUUCCAUCACCGGGACGCCAGUGGGAAUCAAGACCAGCUUCAGCGCAAACCAGUCGCCCGCCACGUCCAACAGUCUCAUCGUUGAGAACCUGUCUCUCAACAAUGUCCCAGUGGCCAUUCAGUCGUCGAGUGGAAGCACUAUUCUGGCUGGAGGAACUACAACAAUUGCUGCGUGGGGUCAGGGUCACCAGUAUACGCCAAAUGGACCGACGACAUUCCAAGGCAGCAUUACGCCAAACUCUCGUCCCUCGUCGCUUUUGAGCGGAUCCAGCUAUUACACGCGCUCAAAGCCCCAGUAUGAAACUCUGCCAGUUUCUUCAUUCAAGAGCGUCCGAUCUGCUGGUGCCACCGGUAACGCGGUCACCGAUGACACGGCCGCUCUGCAAAGUGUCAUCAACAGUGCCACUGCUGCAGGCCAAGUCGUGUACUUUGAUGCUGGUAUCUACCGCAUCACCAGCACGCUCACUAUUCCCCCUGGCGCGAAGAUCGUUGGAGAGGAAUACCCCAUCAUCAUGUCUUCUGGAAGCUUCUUCAAUGACCAAAGCAACCCGAAGCCUGUGGUCCAAGUUGGCACACCCGGCCAGACUGGACAGGUGGAGUGGUCAGACAUGAUUGUGUCCACACAGGGCACCCAAGCCGGAGCUAUUCUCAUUGAGUGGAACUUGGCUACCUCGGGAACGCCCAGUGGCAUGUGGGAUGUGCACACGAGAAUCGGUGGCUUCAAGGGAUCGAACCUCCAAGUUGCGCAAUGCCCCGUAACUGCGAGCAGCACGACUGUAAACACGGCUUGUAUUGGAGCUUACAUGUCCAUGCAUAUCACUGCCAGUGCAAGCAACCUGUACAUGGAAAAUAACUGGCUCUGGACCGCAGACCACGACAUUGACGACUCUAGUAACACGCAAAUCACCAUUUUCAGCGGCAGAGGUCUGUACGUUGAAAGCACUGCAGGAACGUUCUGGUUUGUUGGAACAGCGGUUGAGCAUCAUACCCUCUACCAGUAUCAAUUUGCCAACACGCAGAACAUCUAUGCGGGAGUUAUCCAGACAGAGACACCAUACUACCAGCCAAAUCCCAAUGCCCCAACGCCCUUCAACGUCAAUACUGCUCUCAACGAUCCCGACUUUGCCACCUCUUGUUCCGGCAAUUCGGGCCGCUGUGCCGAGGCUUGGGGCUUGCGAAUCGUUAGCUCUAAGAAUAUCCUCAUCUAUGCCGCCGGCUUGUAUUCGUUCUUCGAAAACAACGAUGGAAACACUGGCUGUGAUGUGGCUCUUGGGCCGGAAAACUGCCAGAACAACAUUUUCGACCUUGAAGGCACGCUGACCAACAUUAACGUCUACAACUUGGGAACCGUGGGCGUCGUCAACCAGAUCACGCAGAACGGAAACGUGCUUGCAACCUCCUCUUCCAACGUCAACGCCUUUGCUGAUGUUAUUGCUCUCUUCCGACUCGCUUCCGGAAGCGGAGGCAUGACUCCUCCUCCUUCUAGCACCACCACAGCACAAUCCACAACAUUUUCCACAAUCAUCACCACCUCGUCGCCGCCGAAGCAAACUGGAUGGAAUUUCUUGGGAUGCUACUCCGAUAACGUCAACGGUCGGACUUUGGCCAACCAGGUCCAGGUCGCAGGAGGCGCAUCUGCCAUGUCGAUAGAGGCUUGUGAAACUGCCUGCAAAGCCGCCGGAUACACCAUUGCGGGCGUCGAAUACUCGGGAGAAUGCUGGUGUGAUACCAAGUUCCAGAACGGCGGCGGCCCAGCCUCUGAUGGAAGUGCUCAGUGCACCAUGACUUGCAGCGGUGCGCCACAGGAAACCUGCGGUGGCCCGAACCGCCUCGAUGUUUACAGCUUGGCGACUGCAACUGGGAGCGCCUCGCCUCCCGCGGCCACCGGAUGGAACUUUAGAGGAUGCUAUACCGACAGUGUCAAUGCUCGAGCGUUGAUUGCCGAGUCGGUUCCCAACGGCCCCUCAUCGAUGACUAUUGAAGCGUGUCAAAGUGUGUGCAAGGGCCUGGGCUACACUCUUGCGGGCCUUGAGUAUGCCGACGAGUGCUACUGCGGUAACAGCCUCGCCAAUGGUGCAACCAUUGCCCCAGAUGGAAAUGCUGGUUGCAACAUGAAUUGCGCGGGCAACGCUGCUGAAACAUGCGGCGGUCCCAACAGGUUGGACAUUUACAGCUAUGGCCAGGCCAAUGGCACCCAACCACUUUAA
Molecule: messenger RNA, 3102 nt
Organism: Trichoderma asperellum CBS 433.97
Lineage: Eukaryota; Fungi; Ascomycota; Sordariomycetes; Hypocreales; Hypocreaceae
Cellular component (GO): plasma membrane
Source: RefSeq, a predicted model, not a curated record